AUGAUGGGAUCCAGCGAAUCCGGCCAAGUUGGACAGCAAUUGGCCAAUUCCUCCGAAAUUGAGGAAAACGAGCAGAAGGUAGAAACCUCCGCCACCAAGAACGGCAUAGGAACGAGGCAAUUUAAAUUGUUGCUCGAAUUGAUCCAAAACUUUAAAGCCCUUGGUUUGCUGAAACGGUUAGAUCCAAUGCAAUUGCGCUCUACUUACGCCGUCGAUCUGAGUGAAGGUGCUUUGCACUUGAGACGAGAUUUUGGCAAAGUCCAUUGUAAAGAAAUUAUUGCAAUAAAUUUUCAACAUCGGAAUUUCAUCUAUGGUGUGCAGAUUUGA
This is a messenger RNA of Ogataea philodendri, 327 nucleotides long. RefSeq lists its product as uncharacterized. The coding region runs from base 1 to 327 and encodes 108 amino acids. The record is from RefSeq and is a predicted model, not a curated record. NCBI's taxonomy places the organism in Eukaryota, Fungi, Ascomycota, Pichiomycetes, Pichiales, Pichiaceae. The transcript is spliced from 2 exons.